This is a messenger RNA of Ficedula albicollis (Collared flycatcher), 2246 nucleotides long. RefSeq names its product RAB19, member RAS oncogene family (gene RAB19). Bases 155 to 799 code for a protein of 214 amino acids. The record is from RefSeq and is a predicted model, not a curated record. Gene Ontology annotation, molecular function: GTP binding; GTPase activity. The transcript has 4 exons. NCBI's taxonomy places the organism in Eukaryota, Metazoa, Chordata, Aves, Passeriformes, Muscicapidae.
AGAAGGGGCAGACUACAGCACUACAGAACUACAGCACUACAGCUCCCGGCGGCCCCGCGGCUCCGAGCGGCGCUACCUGGCCCGGCAGGUGAGCGCCGGGCACCGGGCUCCUUCCUCAGGCCCGCGGCUCCUCCUCCUCCCCCGCCUCGCCGCGAUGCCGUUCCCCGGCUCCGGCGCGGACGAUGCCUUCGAUUACCUCUUCAAGAUCAUCCUGAUCGGCGACUCCAACGUGGGGAAGACGUGCGUGGUGCACCGCUUCAAGACGGGGCAGUACAACGAGAAGCAGCAGAACACCAUCGGCGUGGACUUCACCGUGCGCUCGAUGGACAUCGACGGCAAGAAAGUGAAGAUCCAAGUGUGGGACACAGCCGGCCAAGAGCGCUUCCGGACCAUAACCCAGUCUUAUUACAGGAGUGCCCAUGGGGCCAUCCUUGCCUAUGACCUUACUAGGAGGUCCACAUUUGAAUCCAUUCCUCACUGGAUUCAUGAAAUUGAAAAGUAUGGUGCUGCAAACUUGGUCAUGAUGUUAAUUGGGAACAAAUCGGACUCGCUGGACAAGCGCCAGGUGCUGUUUGAAGAUGCCUGCACCCUGGCAGAGAAGCACGGGCUCUUAGCUGUGCUGGAAACAUCAGCAAAAGAAGCUCAAAACAUAGAGGAAGUGUUCACAUUAAUGGCUAAGGAGCUGAUAGCCCGAAAUACCUUACAGCUUCAUGGGGAGAACCCUCCAAACAGCUUCAGCCUUGACUCCAGGCCAGUGAUUGCCAGUCCAAGUGUGGAGAAGACCCAGUGCUCCUGUUGAAGAGAGACUUCAGGGAGAACUUGGAGACUGCCAUCCUUCUGAGGCUGUUUGAUUCAAUUUUGUUCAGUUGAUGAAAGUGCUCUGUGUGGCCUCAAGUCAUCUCUCUUGCUAUUUCUACCUUGCAGCUUGGCUUGUCCAACAGGCUUCCUACUCCUCCAAGAAACUUAGAAUUAGACACCUACCCAUUGUGCAGCUAAACCAGGAGCGUGACCUCUUUUGGUUGGCUCUGUUUGGCAUUUUCCACGAGGCCUUUGGGCAGUCACACUGAAUGGUUUGCACAGAGCUGCUUUUCCAGCUGUCCUGGCAUGAGUGAAGAGCAGCACUUGCUGACAAGAUUCUUCGGAGUUUAUUGGUAACGCUGUUACUCAUGAGGUAAUACAUGAAGCUAUGAACUUUAAAAAAGUCCCCUUAGUACAUAUAGCCUGUUAUUCUAGACUGUGAGAACCACUAGAUUAAAACACAAGCUCAGCAUGAUCUCUGUGGUUGUGCCUUUCCCCAUCAGAGAGCAGAUGGAAACACCUAGCUAUGACAAAGCAAAGUAGCAUUAGCUGCUAUGGAGCCUUCUGUUAAUGGUUUGUUCCUCAGCAUCAUAAGCAAAUUCCGAGUGCUUCUUGACAGCAUCAUUAAUGCAUUUGUACAAGGGUUAUAAGGUUGUUUACAGCACUAUUUUAAAAACUACUACUGCCCCACAGGUUUCAGUUUCAAGAGCUGCACAUUCAGCUUUGAAGAUGAGCUCAUCUGUUAAGUUCUUAUCUACUGGGAAGAAGUAUUUGAAUCUUUGCUGUGGCACAUUAUUUGCACUAGUGUCACAGCCAGGCCAGAUGAGAAGAAACAUUACCUAUUGGUGGAACAGGGUAAUAAAAAUAAUCAGAAAUAUUUUAAAUGGACCAAACUGACAUCUCCCAGAAGCUGCCUAGUUAAAAGCCAACACGAGAGCAGCCCAGUGAUGUGGAAGGCACACAGCACUGCCCAUGUGGCCCAGCUUUGCUUUAUAUGCAGGAAACAGGUUCUCAGUUACAAAAGCUGAGGUUCUUAUCUAAUCAUUCCAGUUAAUGUUUAAGAGUAGUUGGAAGGCAGACAAUUUUCAGAUGCUGAAUACAGGUGGAGCACUCCAUCCUGGAGCCUUCUCUCAGGAAGAAGAGGCAUGCCUGUGGUUGUGGACAAGGAACUGGAAGUGAAGCUUCCCCCAGCCAGGUGAGUGCUCCAACGGCAGUGCUGUUACAGCUGCCCCUUCCCCACGUGGGUGCCCACAGGCAUUUUCCUGGCUCUCAGCUCCCAGAACCCACAUUUGCCUGCUGGUGUGCGUGAGGCACCCAAACAGUCAUUGCUCAGCAAACUGGCUCCUGAAAUAAUUUUCAAGCACUACUCUUAAGCAACUGUGUUAAGAACUGGAACUACACCAACAGGAAAUCACAUUCUUUUGAGAAUAGUUCUAGACAGGCCAAGA